AUAAAAAAUAUUGCGAAAAUAACAUAAAAAAAGUCUUUUAAACAAGUAUUAAAAUUAUGAAAACGAAAGUACCUAGGGGACUUACCUUUAAAACCCCAAAAUGGUGAAAUCCAAUUUAACUGGUGUUCAGUAAUGAUGUAUACAGUAUAGAUAAGAUGUAAAGAAGUGUAUGUAGGAAAAGGAAAGAAAAAGAGCAAGAUGGCUGUAAGUAAAACAAUGACAUCCAGACAGAUGUCAGGCCACAUGUCAAUGGAUACAGAUCCAUUAUCCCCACAAAAUGACAACAGAUCUCCAAUAUUCAGUCUCAGCAGCAAUAAUAUGUCCGCAGAUGCACUGGCUGGACCUCAAGAUGCAAGUAGAAGAUCAACACAAGAGUUGAAACAAGAAGCUAAACAUGCAGGAAGCAGGCCUGAACAUCUUAGUAUAGAGAAGCUGCCGCCAAAAUCAGUGUAUCGGUCUAGAAGUGGACAAAGAGAGGAACUUGACCAGGUUGGGUCAGAGCUACAAGCACAGAUACACGACAAGUUGGAGGAUAUGUCAAUAAACAAAGGACAGGAUAGCAGCUACAGUUCGAUGAGUUCAGGAGAUAGUUUCAGCUGUAGUAGCAUGCCGUCUGCUAACUGGGAGGAUGAACUGAAGCAAUACACAGAUAAAAUGCCACCAGAUAUAAGAAUGGGAUAUAUUGAUGUGUUAAUUCUAUACUGUGAGGAGGACCGAGAGCAAGCAGAAAAGUUUCAACAACAUUUGAGAGAGGAAAUCGAUGUUCCGAAUGGCCCUGUGCAAACUUUACUAUAUGAUGAUGCUGAUAUGCAGGCUAUUUGUGGUUCUAAAAUACAGCAUUUAGCUAAAGGUGUUGAGAGAAGCACAUACGUUUUUAUAUUCAUGACUAAAAACUUUAUAGACGAUAAGUGGUGUGAAUUUUCUAGUGAAAGUUGUUUAAUGGAGGCUAUCACAAACCCAUCGAAGCAAUGGUGUGUUGUUCCCGUUUACACUGAAAAACGUAAUUCGUCCUUCAGGGUUCCUAUGGGACUGAACACUUUAAAAGGGAUUAACUACUAUAAUAAUGACAGGUUUUAUAAAAAUGGUGUCGCAAGAUUGAUAGGAGAUAAGACUUGUGUACGGGUUCAGGCAAAUGAGGAGCAUAAAAUUAAACAGAAGAGAUGGCUAGAAGAAUACAAGAGAAAUCAGAUAGUUAUAAGAGAAAAACAGCGUAGACUUCAAGAAUAUGAGAAAGCACAAACACAGCAGUUGCUAGACUGGCUCGAAGAAGAAACAAAAAGAUUGAUUCAUGCAGGUUUGCUCCCCAAUUUUCUGCCCCAUUCUUUUUCUGAGAGUGACAUAUCAAGCCGUGAUUCAACUAUGUCACAUUCUUCAAGUUCCAGUAGCUUGAAGCCAGUCCACUCACAAAAUCCAGCAGUAGCAAGACAUUUCCAACAGUUUAUUGCGCAGCAAAAAGUUCUUAAUUAUAAUUCAGGAUAUUACUCCCCGGAGCAAAUCGGGAUUAUGGAACAAGUUUACGGCAGUACAAGUCCAGUAACGCCAGGUUAUCCCAAUGUUAGUCCACCUGUGAUGAAUGCGUAUCCAGGUCAGAGUCCUGGUCAGUUUGGCCCAGGUCAGUAUGGUCAGGGUCAGGGUUAUUUCCCUCCUGUUCAGAAUUCUGCUUCGUACCAACAACAGUAUCAACAUCAUGUGAAGAGAAGCACGUCCCAGACCAGUGCAGACAUGGGACCAUCAACAGAAUUCAUUCUGCACACAGAGACGGGAGACAUUUCAGUUACAGUGCCAUCUGUGUUGGCGGAGAGAAUUAAGGAUCUACCAGAAGAUGAACAACAGAACGCAGUGCAAAGUUACUGCCAGCAGAUGGCUAUUAAACAACAACAAGAACAACAGACAGUUGCAAAUCAGCAGUGGAUUGCUGCUCAGAAUCAGUAUGCUACUAGUCAAAGGUUGUCCUCCUUGGAGAUGGAGAACAGAAAUCUGUCACAAGUCAUCAGUCCUGGUGGUGCAUAUCCGCAAGCUCCGUUUUAUCAAAGAAAUUCAAACACUCUUCGGGAAGCAGUUCCAAAUUUUGACGCUAUAGGACAAUCAAUGAGUUCUGGAAGCUACCGGUCAGGAAGUUCUGACAAUGAGACUUCAAGAUCAAUGCAGAGUGGUUUAUCCAGUCGAAUGGAAUUCAACCAGCCUGGACCUAGUGUAGGUCAGCUUGGCAGUAAUAUGGAUGGAAACAGGAGUGAGUUGCAAGGAAAUUUACCCAAUCAUAGCCUGCUUGAGCAUGAUGCUGGUACCAGUCUCAGUUCAAGAGCAUACCCAUCUGUACCUGAAUGCCAGGAACAAGUAUACCAGACAGAAAAAGUCAAAGAAACACAGUCUGAUUCUGAGUCAGAUGAAGAUACUCCAAAAGAAAGUAGGAAGAAGAGGAAAGGGAAGGGGAAACAUAUUCACAUUCACAAGACCUACAUCUAUCAACCUAAGAACGUUCAGAUUGGCGAUCAUAAUGUAGUACAGGAAGCCAGCAGCGAGAAUGAGGGCUUGGAAGAUGAGGAGAUUGUAGCAGAGUUACCCGUGCCAGGAAACAAGACAGGUGUUGGGAAUGAUUCGCCAGUCAGUUCUGACGAGAAGCAGCAGAUGAUGAAGGUCGAUAUUAAGCCAGGGUCAGAGACGCACGGAGAGAUACAGGAACAGCCAAACUCUGCUGGGGCCAGCAGUUCCUGUCAUGUUGAUGCUGCUCCGUCAACUGUUAGGAACCUACCAUCAGGUGUACCACAGGUGCAACAGGCAACAAAGCUGAAACUAUUAACACAGGAGCUUACUACGAUCAAAAGCGCCAAAGAAGAGGACAUUGAAGAGGCUGAGGAAGUAUUGCCAGAUGUAAAAAAUGUCGAACACGAAUACAGUAUGGAAAAGAAGUUUGAAAAUAGCUCAAAGUUCGAUGAUGAUAAUAAUGAAAACUUGGAACAAAAAACAAGGUUUGAAGAAAGCGUAAAUCUAAAUAGCACUUUUUCAACUGAAAAAUCAAGCUCAUUGAAAAGAAAGGAAAUGCCGUUUGAAGAAAAUUUUCAGAAACAAGAUGUGAAACCAACUUGUGUAGCUAAACCAGUGGCAGCGGUUCAACCAUUCAGUCCUACUGGAGCAGAUGAUGAAUAUGAUGAUAACUGUGAUAAUACAGAUCCAAAAACUUUGGUAAAAACCAGUCAAACAACAAAGAAAACAGUAUUAUCAAAUUCAGAGGGAGCAUAUAGCUCUGAACAAACUUAUGUGAAACAAGCCUGGGGUGUGGAUAAUACUGCACCAUCUGCGAGAACACGUACUGAACAGAUGCAGAGAAAUAUUCCUGUUCAGGUUUUAACUAAAACAGUUGACUCAGGUGACACAUUGAGGAAUGGAAAACCCAAUUUCUCAAGUUUAAAGCGUACUGAUCCUCAAGAACUGUUAUUCACCCAAAUACCAGCAGUUGUUACAAAUAAUGGUGUAGGUAAUGCAGCAAAUGCACCUGGUCGUCGAGAGGUUGCCCUCGGAAAUGAUCCUUUGACACGGGAGACACAAGAAGGUACUGUAGCAAGUUAUGGAACGCCCGUUUAGUGUUGAGCUUCCGUGGCCAUAACAAUCUUCUUGAGGUAACAGUCUAACAAAUU
Messenger RNA from Mercenaria mercenaria, 3632 nucleotides. RefSeq lists its product as uncharacterized. Gene Ontology annotation, biological process: signal transduction. The record is from RefSeq and is a predicted model, not a curated record. The transcript is spliced from 8 exons. The coding region runs from base 199 to 3579 and encodes 1126 amino acids. Lineage: Eukaryota; Metazoa; Mollusca; Bivalvia; Venerida; Veneridae.